AUGGGCAAAAAACAACAUCAAAAGGAUAAAUUAUAUAUUACAUGUACAGAAUGGAGUACAUUAUACGGUGGCAAGCGUGCUGUAGAAAGUGGUAGACAAUUUAAACGUCUUCCAUUUCAUUGUUGUAGCAUUACAUUUCAACCAUUUCGGAAUCCAUACUGUACAAAAGAGGGAAUCAUCUUUGAUCUAGAGAAUAUUCUACCAUUUCUAAAAAAGCAUGGAAUUAAUCCAGUCACUGGAAAGAAAAUGAAAAUGAGUGAAUUGAUCAAACUGAAUUUCCAUCGAAAUUCUGAUGGCAAAUUUCAUUGUCCUGUCACCUUCAAGGUGUUCAAUGCCAAUACGCAUAUUGUCGCCAUUAAACCAACCGGAAACGUGUAUUGCUUCGAUGCUGUUCAACGAUUAAAUUUGAAAGCGAAUAAUCUUCUUGACUUGUUGACAUCAGAAGCAUUCACGAAAGAUGAUAUCAUUACAAUACAAGAUCCUACACAAUUGGAAAAAUUCAAUAUCUCAGCAUUUUAUCAUGUUAAAAAUAAAGAAGAGGCACAAAACGAUGGGAAUGUAGUGGUGAUACGUUCCUUGAAUCAGGAAACGAAAGAAACACUGGCUGAGCUGCCUAAAGAACUUUCUGUGCCAGAUUAUAUGUAUUCGGCUAAAAAGAAUUCAACAGCAGAUUCAGGAAAGAAACGUGACGCUUUCAAUACAGCUAGCUAUUCUACAGGUCGAGCAGCUGCCUCUCUUACUUCAACCGUUAUGGAACCAGUGACUAUAAUUGAACCAGCUAUCCUUGAAGAUGAUGUAGUUCGUUAUAAAUAUGUCAAAAAGAAAGGCUAUGUCAGUUUGGUUACAUCACAUGGAAAGUUGAAUCUUGAACUCCAUUGUGAUUUGGUGCCUAAAACCUGUGAAAAUUUUAUACGUCAUUGUAGUUCAGGCUAUUACAAUGACACUACAUUUCAUCGAUUGAUUCGAUAUUUUAUUGUUCAAGGGGGUGAUCCAAGUGGGACUGGAUUCGGUGGUGAAUCAAUAUGGGGUAAAGCAUUUCCAGAUGAAUUUGUGCCGAAUUUAAGCCAUGAUACACGUGGUGUCUUGUCUAUGGCCAACUCUGGACCGAAUACAAAUCAAUCACAGUUUUUCAUCACUUUUCGACAGUGUAAACACUUGGAUAGAAAACAUACCGUUUUUGGAAAAGUUGUCGGAGGACUAGAAAUUCUGGGAAAAAUUGAAAUGUUGGAAACAGAUAAAGACGACAGACCAUUGGAAGAUAUACAAAUUCUAAGUUGUGAAGUAUACGUCGAUCCAUUUAAAGAGAUUGAAGAAAUGCUGACCAAGGAACGGGCUAAUCAGAACAAAGAAAAGGAUAAUGCUAAUAAUAAUACUGAUAAUUCGGAGAAAAGUUUACAUCCUAAACCGGGAAAUCGUCGUGAAGAAGAAGCAUUAGAAGCAGCUGAACGCGCUAAGCGUCAUAAACAAGACGGUAAUGUCAAAGUGUUUCGAACAGGUAUUGGAAAAUUUAUUAAUGAUCUAGAACACUCUGACAUUAAGCCUGUAGCUAACAAACACGGAAAUCUUGGGGAUUCCAGUCUUAAUAUGAAUGAGGAAGUUUUGCGUAAAAAGCAAAAACUAGUGGUAAAAUCACAGUUAACAGAUUUCAGUGCAUGGUGA
Messenger RNA from Trichobilharzia regenti, 1659 nucleotides. NCBI's taxonomy places the organism in Eukaryota, Metazoa, Platyhelminthes, Trematoda, Strigeidida, Schistosomatidae. The record is from the annotation of a GenBank genome assembly.